Molecule: messenger RNA, 273 nt
Organism: Pisolithus orientalis
Lineage: Eukaryota; Fungi; Basidiomycota; Agaricomycetes; Boletales; Pisolithaceae
Exons: 1
Source: RefSeq, a predicted model, not a curated record
CCUCCAGUUCCUGCAAGCAUCAAAUACAUAUAUGAACAGGAUGGAUGGUCUGCAUUUGCUGUCUGUUGGAAGUGUCCCCAUGUUUUGAAAAAAGGCACAAAUGACCCCUUUGCAUGCUACCCACAUUUCCCAGCAAAGACCUACAGCUACAUGCUUUCCACAACACUGGAGAAAGUUGAGGUAUCAUGGGUUAUGAGUCACUAUGCAUGGUGGCUGAUAUCUGAUAACCAUGUUGUCAUUCUUACAUUGAGUCAAGUGAGUGAAACUCUGUCU